Messenger RNA from Hevea brasiliensis (rubber tree), 1005 nucleotides. RefSeq names its product ethylene-responsive transcription factor 13-like. NCBI's taxonomy places the organism in Eukaryota, Viridiplantae, Streptophyta, Magnoliopsida, Malpighiales, Euphorbiaceae. Gene Ontology annotation, biological process: ethylene-activated signaling pathway; regulation of DNA-templated transcription. The transcript has a single exon. The coding region runs from base 1 to 795 and encodes 264 amino acids. Gene Ontology annotation, molecular function: DNA binding; DNA-binding transcription factor activity. The record is from RefSeq and is a predicted model, not a curated record.
AUGUAUAUAAUCAAUCAUCAUCAAGCAUGCACAAUCCACAAGCCAAAACCAUACAGUAUCAGGAACCAAACCUCACUGAAAACUAAAGCACAGAUUCACAUAAUAUUCAAGGAAAUGCGGAGUGCAAAUACCUCAGAGUUUGAUGAUUUCGCUCUCUUGGAGUCGAUUCAACAGUAUCUACUUGAUGAUAAUAAUUUCGAAACACUAACAAGUAUCCCACCUGUUAAUUCAUGCAAAGAAUCAAGCUUUUCUAGUCUCCUCUUCACUGAUACCUGCAGUGAUUUUCCCUUCAAGGUAAACGAUACAAGUGACAUGAGCAUUUUCACUGCUCUAUCUGAUGAAGGAAGCAUUACUAAUAAUCAGUUUGAUCCAACGGCCACGGAUACAACAAUGGCGACGGCCAUCAAACCGGUGGAGCACGAUGCGGUUGCUAGUCCAGAAGGUGUGGUGGUCACUACUCCAAAAGUUGUGUCGGUGCGUAAGAAUAACGCAGAGUCUAAAGGAUGGCAGUAUAAAGGAGUGAGGAGAAGGCCGUGGGGGAAAUACGCAGCGGAGAUAAGAGACCCGAAGAAAAAUGGUGCUAGGGUUUGGCUUGGAACUUAUGAAACGCCUGAGGAUGCGGCUCUGGCUUACGACCAAGCAGCUUUUAAGCUUCGCGGCUCCAAAGCGAAGCUAAAUUUUCCUCACCUCAUUGGCUCUAGCGAUUACCAGGCUCCAGUGAGAGUUAACCCCAAGCGGCGAUCACCGGAUCCUACCACAAUGUUGGAGAGUGGCUCGCCUAAGCGGACAAAAUGAGGGAUUAAGCCGACCUCUGCAUAUAUCUCUGGACUUUAUAUCGUAGGAGAAUUUGCCACUGUUAUUUUUGAUUUUCUGUGUUUAUUCCAUUGUAGCAAAGAUAGACCCAACCCUGGCACCGCAAAAUCAAUUCAAUAGUCUCCAGGCGAGUUAGCGGUCAAUUAGUUUUCUUUGUCUCCUUCAUUCUGAUUAAUAAAUCCGAAUACUUGA